Macrobrachium nipponense is the source of this 5549-nucleotide messenger RNA. It is a transcript of the gene Marf1, whose product is annotated as meiosis regulator and mRNA stability factor 1-like. Gene Ontology annotation, biological process: regulation of gene expression. The coding region runs from base 133 to 5496 and encodes 1787 amino acids. Gene Ontology annotation, cellular component: cytoplasm; peroxisome. The record is from RefSeq and is a predicted model, not a curated record. Lineage: Eukaryota; Metazoa; Arthropoda; Malacostraca; Decapoda; Palaemonidae. Gene Ontology annotation, molecular function: RNA nuclease activity; RNA binding; CCR4-NOT complex binding. The transcript has 25 exons.
CAACUAAACCUCAGUACUUCAGGUAGAGGAAGUAAGGUUGUCAGAUCCGCAUCGCAUAUGCCGAUAUAACUUACGUAUUUCUGUACGUAUUUGCCAUCAGAGAGUGCCGUGGUUUGGAUAUCUAUAUCUGGUAUGCCAUUUACAUCCACGCAGCAGGUUCUGAGUGGAGGAUCAUCCAAUUUUACAAAGAUGAUUAAAGUCUCGGAAGCUGCUCCUUCAACAGGAUCAUCCGGGGAUACACUUUUACGGCCUACAGAUUUCUUGGUACCUCAGGAUUGCCGCAAAAGUAAUACAGAUUUUGGUAACUUCUUUUUACCAAUAACAGCAUCAAGCUCUAGUUUUAAUGAGGAAAAAGUAUUUGUGCCUACCUUUAAUAAUGGUGUUUUAAUUCCAAAAACAAGCAUUGUUGGCAAUGAAGAAGGAGAGAAAAAUUCCCUUGAUCUCUACCCUACCAUUGAAUUGUUAGAUGGAAAGGAAGUUGUAACAUUAACCAAAUCUUGUAAUUCUGCAUCUCAUAAUACUCUGACAGUAUCUCAUCAAGAAUAUGCAAAAUAUACUUCCUCAGGUUCAAGAGAGAAUGGCCUUCACAAAACCUACUUACAUAAUAGUACAUGUAUGAUAGAAGAUAAGGAAAAUCACAAGCUACAAGGACUUAAAACACUUCCACGAGUGGUGGAAAAUACUGAUGAAUCCACCGAUGGUGAGGAACACUCUUCAUAUACGGGUUCUCAGUCCUGUUUGUUUAGGCCUGAAGAUUUUGCUUUUAAUGGUGUGAAUUCUAAUGAAAAGAAUGCAUACAGGGUUUCCCGUUUUCAAACCCUCCCAAAAGAUUGUUUUUGUGAAGACUUUGCAGUGAAGCCCAACAGAGCUUGUAACGUUAACAGUUUGCGCAACUGUGAUCAUUUUAAUCUAGUAUACAAUUUUAAGCCAGAUAGUGAUGGUAAUGUAAAUUAUAAAUCUGAUGCAGAUCUUAAUUCAGAUCUAGAUGAUGAAUAUGAGCAAGAAUUAUUGGACCUUGAACUUCAAGACGAAGAUGACGAAGACAAAGAGACUAAGAAUCCUGAAAAUAAAGCAGCAGGGUAUGAUAACAGUAAGCUUCCUCCAAUUGGUGUGUUCUGGGACAUUGAGAAUUGUCAGGUUCCUCGAGGACUUUCAGCAACCCAUGUUGUUCAGGCCAUUCGAUCUCGUUUUUUCAAUGGUCAGCGGGAGGCUGAAUUUAUGUGUGUCUGUGACACACUUAAAGAACAUAUAAAUAUUCUGGAGGAACUAAAUGAUGCUCAGGUAAAUAUAGUACAUGUUGGAAGUACUGUUAAAAAUGCAGCUGAUGACAAACUUCUUCAGAGCAUGAGACGGUUUGCUGAUAUUCAUGGACAUGGUGCUACUAUUGUUCUUAUCUCAGGGGAUUCUAAUUUUGCCACAGAAUUGUAUGAUCUUCGAUAUAGAAAAAACCUCCGUGUGGUGCUAGUUCACAAUGCUCAUGCUCAGGAUUCUUUAAAACUUUGUGCCCAUGAGACUGCAUUAUUUUCUGAAGUCACACAGGAGCUUCCACAAAGGAGUACAAAAGCUAAGCCAACUAAUCUGCGACGAAGUAUAGUAGUGUAUAACCUACCAGAGGGUGUAGAAGACACCGCAGUUCGUCGACGGUUAAGCAUGUUAUCGGCAAACUGUGGUGGCAAGGUCGGCCGAGUUAGGAAUGGUCGUGCUAUUAUAACCUUUCAGACGCCUGAACUAGCUUCCAGGGCCAAGAAGAGGUUAGAUGGUGAAGAUGUUUAUGGCAAUGAGAUAUAUUGUACCUUUGGAAAGAAUCUAGACAAAGAAGGUAUUCCAAAAGUUGAUAUUGAUAGUGGUGGCAAAUUUCUACCAUAUCAGCCUUGGCGUGAAAAGGGACAGGAUUUAUUUGACACGUGGAAACCUGGAAGCGGCAAAGGCUUUCCAAAUCCUACAAAUAUUGGAAUGGAAGAAGUUGGUGCUGCAAGUCUGUCUUGGAGGUUGCGAGACCCUGUAUCGGAAGGUGCUGUGCAAAAUCCAUACUCGUCCUUCAAAAGCUACAACAGGCAUUCAUCUAUGAAUUACGCCAGUGACAAUGGGCAUUUUAAUUCUGGAUAUCUUGUAAACAGAAAUCAGCGAAGUUGGAGGAAAAACUGUAGAUCCCAAAAUCCAUCUGGUGGUGCGUUAGGUAUUGGGAGUUUCAAUGGGUUAUCAAGGAUAGAUUAUUCUAAUCGGAGUGAUGACAAUAACCCAGACAAUGUAGUACAGCCUCUGUAUUUGGAUAAGACUCCUGAACAAUUCAGAAAGGGACGUUCACAGAGGGUACAUUUUCGAAUGAGUUCCCCUCCAAGUUUAACAUUCAACACGAGGACACCAGAUACUUUUACUAUGGAUUCAUCUUUCAGAGCACGCAGUCCAUCACCUUUGUUGUGGAAUAAUGUUAGUCCUGUUAAGAAUACGUGGAGUCCAUCACUGGCUUUAGACAUACAAGGUCAAGUCUUGUAUGGGUUAAGAGACAUGGCAGUUUCAGAAAAUUCAGUAACCGACAACAGCCAUUCAAAUGUGCCACAGGUUCCAGUAGAAUUGCAGAUUACUAAUCUUGACCAGAAUAUAGAUGCAAGAGAAAUGAAACGCAUCCUCUUCACGAUUUUCAGGGACCAUGUCAUGGUGCUUCAUGUUUCUGUUUUCAUCCAGUCUGAUGGAAACUUGGCAGCAACGUUAAGAGUACCUUCACAGCAAGAUGCUCAGUAUGCUAUUUCACAGUUACAUCGUAAAAAAAUUGGUGCCAAAAGGAUAAUUAUAUCCUACGUUAACCAUAACCAACCUUCUCCUGAACUGAAAAGAUCAAAGGUUAUUGCUCUACUCCAAGAAGUUCCUGGCAAGAAGCUUCCCUUGUUUAAAUUUCGAGAAUUGUAUGAGAAAAGAUUCCAUGAAACAAUUGGUGUUUCCGAGUUGUACAAUAUGAGAGACAUUGUAACUGUUUCUGAUAACAGCACAGGUAGGAUGGUCUCUCUUCACCCAGAAUUUCGCAAUGUAAACUCGCCAGUUCUUGUGGAAGAUGACCAGGAUGAAGUGAGUGGUACUAUGGCAUCUAGAUUUUGUCGAACUCAUAGCACUGAACCAGAUGAUAGUGUAGGCUGGGCAGAACGGGACCAAAGUAUCAGUCUUCCAAAUGUAAACAUGAGUCUACGUUCCCUUGCUGCAAGCAUUCAUUCCUUGCUACAGUCCCACUCAGGCACAAUCCCACUAGCAAGUUUGGUCGAUUGUUAUCAGGCUGAGAUAGGGCCCCUAGAGGAAUUUGAAAGUGGAGUACCACUUGAGCAUCUUGUGUCCUGUUUACCUGGCGUAUGCAUCAUGACAGCCAACAGUGGUUUUAAGUUUGUUCAGUGGGUUGAGAAUAAAGUGACUGAUGAGGCUGAGGAACUUGCAAGGUGUGUUAGCCCCCCUUUAGUUGGUCAGCUGGCACUUUUUUCAAGGGAACUUGUUGACCUGCUAAAGACCUUUCCUUAUUGCCGAUUAGCUUUCUCUAGAUUCAUUCCUGCAUAUCACCAUCAUUUUGGACGUCAGUGUAGAGUCGCUGACUAUGGUUUCACAAAGUUGGCUGACCUUUUUGAAUCUCUUUCCCAUGUUGUCCAAGUAUUGGGUGAUGGUAAUAAGAGAAUUCUUACAUUGGCCCAUAAAGCUCAAAUUAAGAGGUUCUCGUCUGAUCUCUUGAGAGUGCUGAAGGGGCAACCCACAAAAUCCAUCACCUUGGAGGCCUUUCCUAGUGCAUACGAAAAGGCUGUCUCAAAACCUUGGAAUGUAGUUGACUAUGGAGUGUGUGAUUUUGAUGACCUUCUCAGUGAGGUCAGUGAAACCACAGUACUGGUGACAAGAUCAGGAACAGAGACCACAAUAGCCAUGCCCAAAAGGGAGCAAACCCCAGAGGAGAUAGAGAGAACACGUCAGUUUGCAGCUGAAGUAAUUGAAUUGCUCCGACACUCCCCACAGUGUAAGAUGCAGUUCAAUCGUUUCAUUCCUGCCUAUCACCAUCAUUUUGGGAGACAGUGUAGAGUGGCAGAUUAUGGAUUCAGCAAGCUGAUUGAACUUUUUGAAGCUAUUCCGGAUACGUUACUGGCAUUUGAUGAUGAAGAGGAUGGCGAAAAGCAGCUUCAGUUAGUGGAACGUGAACGUAUGAAAGUUCUGGGAGAUCAGAUUGCAGCUGUUGUUAAAGGAUCACCAAGACAGGUUAUAAAGAUUUCUGCUCUUGCCCAAGUCUUCACUAAAUACUAUGGAUAUUCCCUGAGACCUAGUCACUAUGGCUCAACAACUUUAGAAGAACUCAUUGGUAAAUUGAGGAAUCAUGUGAAGUUUGUUGAAACUGGAGAAGAACCCUUGGUCACUCUGGUAGAUAGGAGCUAUGUUCAGGAGGUUUUGGUUCAAGCACGAAAGUUACUUUGGGAUGAACCUACUUGUUCCUUUGACUUGAAGAAAUUCAUCGACAUGUACACAGAAAUGUACAGUAAUGCUCCUAAUUUGGAUGUAAUACGUAGAGACUUGCAAGAUAUCAUGGUUAUUGAAGGGGAUGAGGAUAAUGCAAAGAUUCGGUUGGUGCCAGUGCAGAUAUUUGCCAGGGACAUGCUGACUUUAAUGCAUGAGGCUGGUGGCAGAAUGUUGCUUCUGAACUUUGACACUGCAUAUUUGGAUCGCUUUGGGGUUGCUUGUCGUCCAGCUACGUAUGGUUUUCCCAAUAUUGUGGCUCUGGUUCAGUCUCUAGGAGAUUUAGUUGCUGUCAGAGGUCGGGGAACAAAGAGGAUCUUGGUGUUGAAUCGUGAUAAUAGCUCAUCACCACCUUUACCAAGUGUGCCAGCCUCCAGUAGUAUCAUCUAUUUAUCAAACACUGAGAAUAGCAGUGUUGCUGGAGAUGCGCAAGGAUCUCAGCAGUCACAGAUGAAGCCACCUACUCAUAAAGUUACACCACCUCCCCAGUGUGACUACCAGCACUAUGUACAAGAAACUAAUUCCAGUAACCAUUUGAUAAUGGGCAUGAAUCCAUCGGCAUAUCAGCCAUCGUCACCAGUCGUUUAUCCAGGUUCUCCUGCACCUACUGGUGGGUCUGUUAUGUGGGGUCAAAUGUGGUCUCCUCAGUAUCCUGUGAUGCCACCAUUAUCUCCAGCCCAUUACAUGGUUCCUACCAUACCUCUAAGUUGGGGUAAUGUGCCUGCUCCACCUGUUGCACCAUUGGGUACUGCAGCUGGUGCAGCAGCAACAUCAACCACUGCUACCCCACCAUCACUUACGGGUACCUUGGCACCACCUAUUUCAAUUCACACGCUUGAUGAACUCUCCAAACAGGUGAUUUUAUUUUUUAUACUUUUUCAGGGUGUGACUAACCCUUUGUGUGGAGAUGAUGAUGACACUUGGUCCAGCUGCACCAGUGAUCCAGGCAAAGCAUCUAGUAGCUCUACGCCUUCUGCUCCAAAGUUGCGAACAAAGAGGCGCCUUGCUGCUCAGUUUGCUUCUAAUUAAGAUUUUCAUAAUUUUAUAGGUAUAGUGGAGGAACUAAGAUGGGUUUUUUUUGU